Messenger RNA from Laccaria bicolor S238N-H82, 1326 nucleotides. RefSeq lists its product as uncharacterized. The coding region runs from base 1 to 1326 and encodes 441 amino acids. The transcript has 16 exons. NCBI's taxonomy places the organism in Eukaryota, Fungi, Basidiomycota, Agaricomycetes, Agaricales, Hydnangiaceae. The record is from RefSeq and is a predicted model, not a curated record.
AUGGAGGAUAAUACUGGUACUCUCUUUAAUGGGUAUAAAUCUGAUGGGCUUUCAGGAGGUGGUCACAUGACUAUUUUCCUAAAUAAUCAAAAAUCAUGGGAGGUCCAUGGGAAGGACUCAUACAUGCCAUGCACAGCACUGGCCCACACCCACAAAAAUACCAGUGGGUCUGAAGCUUCUGAAGAGGAAGCCAUAGAAUCUCCGGAACCUACACCAAGCAAGAAGAAGAAGUCGAAAGCCACUUCGGUAAAGGCUGAAACAUCGGCUCAGGAUUCCGAUGAGGAUCCAUUUGUAGUCAAGUCUCCUGCUAAAAAAAUGCGCAAAACUCCCAAAGGAAAACGCUCCAAGUCCUCUAGCAAGGUCUCAUCCAAGAAGACGGACAUAUCUGACAGCUCUUCUCGUGGGAGCUCUGAUGAAAUGGAUGUUGAACUUGAUUCAUCUCCCUUGUCCAAAAAGAGCGUACCCUAUGGGAAAGAAUUUGACAAGUCAAUUGCAAAAGCAAAGAAGAUGCAAGUCGACAACAAGAAGGCAAUGCGUAAACUUGGAAAGGAAAUGGCAGAUGAUGAAGCAGAGAUUGAGAAGUACGAAGAAAGUGGCAAGGAGGGAAAAUCUGAGGCGCUUCUCGAAGACCUAGUACGAGAUCCCGUUCCAUCUUAUCCCAAGCUCCGUAAAUGUGGUAUCUUCAAACCAGCACUUGUUGAUAAAUUCAUGAAGACUACAUAUGGCGCUCCUUUGGUCAAUCUGCCAUCAGACCGCAAACGGCCCGCUCUUUGCAUCUCCCUGAUUGUUGUCGGAGAAGACCACACCGAGACGCCUAAGGUGUCUGGCGAUACAUACAGCAAAUUCAUCACUGGUACUCCUUUGAUGUUGGAAUAUGAACGGAUGGUGGCCGUGCUAUGCAUGGUUCAUGACGUGGACUCUAUGCGAGCACAGAUUGUUGAUAACGAAUUGACUUUCUCCACUAGAAUGGAAAAAUUCAGCCAAUCACCUCGAAAACGCACUCAAAAGGACCUCUUCUCCUCUUUUCGAAGUGACGCUACCACAAGCAACAAUAGCCCCGCACGGCAAUUUACGUACAGUACCCUCGGCGCUUCUGAUCAAGUUCCUGUCCUUGAUGCCACUAAUUUGGACAAGCCUAUUGUUAUUCCCUCUGGCUUGUCUAGCAUGGAGAAAGACUAUCCGCACUUUGGCCGCACUGUACCAUCUAACUCAAUCGCAUUGGUGGCUUAUACUGUAGGACAGUAUAAGUCCACCCACUUCCCAAAUGACAAGUCCCUGAGCUUCAAUCUCAUUUGGGCAGCUGUUAUUUCCGAUGGAGGGGAAUAG